Messenger RNA from Arctia plantaginis, 834 nucleotides. NCBI's taxonomy places the organism in Eukaryota, Metazoa, Arthropoda, Insecta, Lepidoptera, Erebidae. The record is from the annotation of a GenBank genome assembly.
AUGCAAGUGUUAAUCUCUUUGCUAUUGGCGUGGGCACUUUGCGAGGUUCGAGCUGUGAUAAGAACACCGUUGGAGGCGUUCAGGCCUUCAGCAGAACUACAUCUGAGGAGACCAGACAAGCUGUCGUUCCUACCCCACAAGAGAAUAUCAACGCCACAGAAGGGUGAUCUCAAGAUUUUAUAUCAGACCGGGGGUUCCGAGGAAGAUCUUCCAGACUGCAGGCCGAGGCAAGUGUGUAGUAAAGUGGACCUGUAUGAUACGACGCAGCCCUGGAUCGAGAGGAAGUGUCGUUGUUUGGGACAUAGACCAUGUUCUAGUGAUUUAAAUGCGGACGACAACCACACACUGGCAGACAAAACUACCCUUUACAAAACAUGUGAGCCUGUCAAACGUCUUCCAAAAUGCCGGUACUUCAAAGACGCCGCCUGGAUUAUCUACUCAUUCCCCGACAGCAACGCUACUCAGCAGAUCGUCAACUGCCAUUGUCCGAAGUAUUCGGUGACUUAUCUCUUAAAGAAAUUACCAUAUACGACACCUAGCGGUGAACAAGGGAACCAGUACCAGUUUGCGUGUUCGCCGCAGAGCAGGCUACGCUGCUCGAGAAAGGAACCUUGCAAGUUAUUCUCCGCGAGGCGACGACACGAACAAAUCGAUGAAGUCAAUGCCAACACUAUCUGUCAAUGCCCGCGAGGCCACACCUGCCCAAAGCAUCACACGGAGACAGGGGUUCUAGCAGGUAUAACAUACGCUUCAGAAGAUAUCCGCACCUACCACGGAUACUGCAUGCCCGAGCCUCCACCAGACGCCUACAGAUUCGUGGGGGAUAAAGAUUGA